AUGCAGGUAGCACCCACUUUUUCCGCCGGCCCCGUCUCAACCAUUCCCUCGGUAUUUGAGUCCGUGCAAGGCUACAAAGUCCCCAUCUUCUUUUCCCGCUACCCGGCCGGAAUCAGCAUUGCUGCUCGGGAAGUCGAAGAUGCCCUCAGACGCAUUGACGAGCUAGCUUGCGAGGAAGGCACAAGGGAAAGACGUCAGGCGAUUGUCCGACAUGCCAACCCCUAUGGCAGCUACUUCACCAUUUGCCACUGCUCCGCCUUCCCGGAAAGACUCGUUCUGUUCUCUUGCCUGGCCGAGGUGCUGUGGAUCCACGAUGACAUGACCGAAGAGAUGGAACAUGUUGACGCAUGCCGAGAGCACGAUGAGAUGGCCAAGGUCCUCCGACUUGACAUUGAUCAAUCCAUGUUCAAGAAUGGAAAUCUGCGACAAAAGACUCUGGCAGCUGUCCUUCGCAAGGCGAUUGACAUCGAUCCUGCCCAAGCUCCCACCAUGAUCAUGAUGCUGAAGAAAUACCUCGCAACAUUCGACAGCAUCGGUGGAGUCUUCACCCGAAUGGAAGAUUACAUGCCCUACCGCAUCGCCAACAGCGGCUACUGGAUGUCCUCUUACUUCGUGCGCUGGGGAAUGGGUAUCGCCCUCAGCGAGGAGGACUACGCCAGCGUCGAGCAAUUCGACACUGCAAUGGGCAAUGUCCUCGGUCUGACCAAUGACUACUUCAGCUGGAACAUGGAGAAAGAGCAGCAGGCGGAUCGGAUGAGAAAUGGAGUGGCUGUUCUGAUGAAGGAGCACAACACCACAGCUGAAGCGGCAAAGGUGAUGCUGCUUGGUGUUAUUGUUGAACAAGAGUCCCUCGCUGCGAAGCUCAAGGAGGAGAGAUUGAAGAAGCCCGCUUCAAAGGAGAUCUUGCAAUACUUUGAGGCUAUUGAACUUUAUGUUGGUGGAAGCUGCUAUUGGCACUCGACUGCGCCUCGGUAUCAGGUCAAGGUUUGA
Molecule: messenger RNA, 990 nt
Organism: Penicillium griseofulvum
Lineage: Eukaryota; Fungi; Ascomycota; Eurotiomycetes; Eurotiales; Aspergillaceae
Product: terpene synthase family protein
Exons: 4
Coding region: 1-990 (329 amino acids)
Source: RefSeq, a predicted model, not a curated record